Messenger RNA from Chroicocephalus ridibundus (black-headed gull), 3167 nucleotides. RefSeq names its product ectodysplasin A receptor (gene EDAR). Gene Ontology annotation, molecular function: signaling receptor activity. Gene Ontology annotation, cellular component: plasma membrane. Bases 13 to 1359 code for a protein of 448 amino acids. NCBI's taxonomy places the organism in Eukaryota, Metazoa, Chordata, Aves, Charadriiformes, Laridae. Gene Ontology annotation, biological process: positive regulation of canonical NF-kappaB signal transduction; positive regulation of JNK cascade. The record is from RefSeq and is a predicted model, not a curated record. The transcript is spliced from 11 exons.
UAUCAAGAGAGCAUGGCUCACCUGGGGGAACGUAAAUGGACUCACGUGUUUCCUUUUCUGGUGGUCUCCCUGGUGUACUCCGCCAGCGCCGAAUACUCCAACUGCGGCGAGAACGAAUACUACAACCAGACCACCGGCAUGUGCCACGACUGUCCCAAGUGCGAGCCGGGCGAAGAGCCUUACAUGACAUGUGGAUACGGCACCAAAGAUGAGGACUACGGCUGCAUCCCCUGCCCUUCGGAGAAGUUUUCCAGAGGAGGUUACCAGAUAUGCAGGCGGCACAAAGACUGCGAGGGUUUUUUUCGAGCAACAGUCUUGACACCCGGCGAUCAGGAGAACGAUGCAGAGUGUGGUCCAUGUCUCCCGGGUUACUACAUGCUGGAAAACAGACCUCGAAACAUAUAUGGGAUGGUUUGCUACUCAUGUUUGUUGGCGCCUCCUAACACCAAGGAAUGUGCGGGGGCUACCUCUGGCAUUUCAGCCAUUUUCCCAAGUACCUCUGGCACAAGCACUUUCUCGCCUUACCAGCAUGCUCACAAAGCAGAUCUUUCAGGACAAGGACAUCUGGCUACAGCUCUUAUAAUUGCAAUGUCUACCAUUUUCAUAAUGGCUAUUGCCAUUGUCCUCAUCAUCAUGUUUUACAUUGUGAAAACAAAACCUUCUGCUCAAGCCUGUUGCAAGAGCCACUCAGUAAAAAAUGUGGAAGCUCAGGCUAACACACAGGAAGAGAAGAAAGAAGUGCAAGAUAAUGUUGUGAUAUUCUCUGAGAAAGAAGAGUUCGAAAAACUUACAGCAACUCCAGCUAAGGCUGUUAAAAGCGAAAAUGAUGCAUCUUCUGAGAAUGAACGACUUUUAAGCCGCAGUAUGGAUAGUGAUGAAGAAGCUGCGGUUGACAAGCAAGGGACUCCAGAGAGAUGCUUGUUAUCUUUAGUACAUUUGGCCAGAGAUAAAUCUUCUACAAGCAAUAAAUCAACUGGGAUUCAAAGUCGAAGGAAAAAGAUACUUGACGUGUAUGCUAACGUGUGCGACGUUGCAGAAGGUCUGAGCCCUACGGAGCUGCCGUUUGAUUGCCUGGAGAAGACCAGCCGAAUGCUCAGCUCGACCUACAACACAGAAAAAGCCAUAGUGAAAACGUGGCGCCACCUUGCCGAGAGCUUUGGACUGAAGAGAGAUGAGAUAGGUGGUAUGACAGAUGGCAUGCAGCUGUUUGAUCGCAUCAGCACGGCAGGCUACAGCAUCCCAGAACUCCUAACCAAACUGGUGCAAAUUGAGCGGUUGGAUGCUGUUGAAUCCUUGUGUGCCGAUAUUCUGGAGUGGGCACAAGCAAUGCCGGCUCCUGAACCAGCAGGGACAUCCUGACGUGCCCGCCGGGGACCCGCGCUUCCACAUCACCUGCAAGAACCAUGAUUCCGGCAAGCACCGCGUCACAGACUUUGGACAAAAGACCAUUGACGUUUCUUCUGCAUAACUGCUCCCAAUAACCAACAGGAAGCUAUUCCCUUUGACUUCUAAAAAAAAGUGAAGUUACACAUCUACCAAAACAGGGGCAGAAAUCUCCCAAGGAGCUCGGUAUGAGACACGUCAUUAAACCAAACGAUCAUAUUAAAGAGUUACUAAUAAUAAGUGGACACGCAAACAUCCAUUUUGCAGUCUGUGUUACCCUUCCUGCCUGGCCUUCAAGAAAGCCGCUGAGUUGCUCUCUGAAAAUAUUCCUGUUUCUCAGGGCUUCCUUCAAUGGUUUAAUAGUUACAGUCAAAAGCAGCAGUACCACAGCUACAGUAUCAAUUAAUACACCAGGCACGUACAUUUCUAUCGGCUGUAACAUAUUUAAUAUGUAACCAGUCUCGUUUUCUGUACUUAAACCAUGGGUUCGUUGAAUCUAGAAGUAUGCGCAUAGGUGUAUAUACACAGUCCUCACAUUAACUAACUGUACUCUGUGAAAAAAAGAGCCAACAGAAUUUACGGAUUGAAGUGCUGCUUCAAAACGCUGUACAUAUUGCACAUAAAUGCACUCUUGCUCCAUACUGACAUUUCAGAAAUUGUAAAAAACUGGUAACUUGCUGAGGACAAGCUGGUUAGCAAGUGGGCAGUAAAAGCUGGCAGUCACUCCGCCUAAGUUGAGAGCAACAAGUUCUUCUACUGUAUUUUUCCAGUUGUGACAUCUUUAUAUCAAAUUAUAUUCCAAGCAGAGGAAUUUCAGACAACAGUGGUGCACAUUUGACACUAAGAGCAAAAAGAGUAGAUCUCUUCAGAGACGCUUGAAAUGCAGAGGAAAAAGUGUUUUUUAAAUUCUAGCUUCUUGUAAACACAGACCAUAAGCACAGAAUCCACAGGUGAAAACCAGCUCCUCUGGAAGGUAAAGCAUUAUUGUGAGUUUGUGUACAACAAAAACUGACCUUAUUUUUUUUCCUUUUACCUAAUCUCUGAUUUUCACGGUUAAAAGUUCUCUAAAACUCGUUCAGACCACAAAUCAGUAGUUGUUACCAAACCUAUUUGCUUAAUUUAUGGCUGAAAUGAGUGAUGACAGAUUUCAACAAGUGCAACCACUAAAUUGAGACGUGUCAGUUACAAAGCAAUACUUUUUUAAUUCCAAAAUGCAUGACUGAACAAAAUGCUAUAAAAAAUAUUAACUAUUACCCUGAAGUUAACAACCGGUAUUCCGUCACUUAGUAACUAGAUCUUAUCUAUGAUAGUACCAUAAUUGUGCAGAACAUUUAGUAUCACCCUUUAACAUCUAUAUUUAGUAUCUAUUCAGCACUUGAUUUGUACAGCAGAGGAAGUACAUACUGUCACAUAAAACCUAGCGCUCUCAUUAUUCUUCUUCCACCAUUUCUUUUGUAUCCUAACACACUCUUCAUUAAUUCGCAUAUGCCAAAUUUGAUGACAAUUUUGACUUUUAAUGAAGUAGCAAGCUGCAUUUAUUUGAACAUUUAACUAGCUAAUUGAUGUUUAAUUUAGAGGUGAAAUUCUUGCUGUCUUGAAAUGAAUGGCAAAUUCAUACAGAUUUCAACAGGCUUCAAUAAGAUUUCUAGAUCUGCUGACAACUCAGCAACCUUCAACAAGAUUUUCAAGACCCCGAAUUUGCAGUUUAGUAAUAUUGCUACUAGAAUAAAAAGGGGAAAGAAAAAAAAAAAAGAAAACUGAAAGAUUGUAUUUUUCUUGUGCCA